Messenger RNA from Pleuronectes platessa (European plaice), 1101 nucleotides. RefSeq names its product 2-oxoglutarate receptor 1. The record is from RefSeq and is a predicted model, not a curated record. The transcript has 2 exons. Gene Ontology annotation, biological process: G protein-coupled receptor signaling pathway. Gene Ontology annotation, molecular function: G protein-coupled receptor activity. Gene Ontology annotation, cellular component: plasma membrane. The coding region runs from base 91 to 1101 and encodes 336 amino acids. Lineage: Eukaryota; Metazoa; Chordata; Actinopteri; Pleuronectiformes; Pleuronectidae.
GAGGAGGAGUGACGGAGGAAUGGAUCUGGACAAGAGACCAGGGGACGCAGAAGGUUUGGACUGAAGACGCUGUCGCUCACAGGCUCCAGAAUGGCGAACAUCAGCGACAAUGGAGAGCACCAGAACUGCACGUUGGUGGACCAGCAGUUGAAAUGUUAUUUCCUGCCCGUCGCCUACUCCCUCAUCUUCAUCGUGGGCCUGGUGGGAAACGUGACCUCCAUCGGCGUCUACCUGACGAAGCUGCGUCCCUGGAAGAGCAGCAGCAUCAUCAUGGUCAACCUGGCGCUGACCGACCUCCUGUACGUCCUCAGCAUGCCCUUCCUGGUUUACUACUACAGCAACGGGGACUCGUGGACGUUCGGCGAAUUCAUGUGCCGCUUCGUGCGCUUCGGGUUUCACUUCAACUUGUACGGCAGCAUCCUCUUCCUCACGUGUCACGCAGUUUUCCGCUUCGUGGUGGUGACCAGGCCUUUGAAGGCCGCGCAGGUGCAGCAGCCGUGUUGGGGAAUCGUUGCGUGUUCCUUUGUUUGGAUCAUCACCGCCGCUGAGAUAGCUCCCAUGUUGAAGAUGAUAACGGUGGAGGAACUCGACAACAAGACGUUCUGUAUGGACUUCGCCAGCGUCAUAGGUCAGUCUUCUGAAUUGCACUGGUAUAGCUGGCUGCUCACCACGCUCGGAUUUCUGCUCCCCCUAGUGGUGGUGUUCAUCUGCUGCAUCGGUAUCGUGAUGAAGCUUGCAGAAGGGCCCGGUGCGAGCACGUCCAGUCGGAUGCGAGCGAGUCGUGUGACCGUGCUGAUCCUGGUGGUGUUCGUUGUGUGUUUCCUGCCGUACCACAUCCUGCGUGUGUUGCGAGUAGAAACUCAACAUACGCCAAACACACUGUGCAUUAAUGAGCGGGUCAUCCACGCCGCGUACAUCAUCUCCAGGCCUCUGGCGGGACUCAACACGUGUUUUAACCUGGCUCUGUACACUCUGUCAGGUGACAAGUUCAAGGGAGCGUUCCUCAGCACGUUCCAGUGGAAGGGUUGGCAGACCAAGGCCCGGUCGCUGCUGCUCAAGGCCUUCGUCAGCAGAGCAGCCACUGACACGGCUGCUGUGUGA